UCUCACUCACACUCGCUUCCAAAAUGCGUUUCCAAUUCAUUAUCCUCCCGGCUCUUGCUAUUCUCGCCAAGUCCUCACCCUUGGACCAAUCACCUCAAAAUCCCUUUCUGGCUCGCGCUGCAACUACACAAUGUUUUAUUGGAAAAGGAAUCGUAGAUGUAAAUGCCAACUCCAUAAGAGAUUGCAUGACAAGUCAGAUCAACGCUGGUAAGCGCAUCUCUUCAUGCUAUUUCCUAAGUCAAGUACUGAUUUCUGGCAUCUCUGCAGGCACUUGGUUUGAUAAUGUUGCCUGUGCUGGUUAUCGGUGGUUUUUGGGUGGAGAAAAUUGGCAGAGUCCAGCGGAUUGUAUGCAAGUUGGACACGCGUGCUUGCUUAGUGCUGCUGGUCGAAAAAAUUUGCCGCCACCAGAAUUCGCGAAGUGUGAUGCUAAAUCUGGGACUGCUCAUUGCUGGUGGGCUUGGUGUCCUGUUGGGCAGGUACCUGGAGGUAAUGCAGAUGGAUCAUGUUCUUAAAUCUCUCAAUUAGGGGCAAGCUGAAACAGGAAGUUG
Molecule: messenger RNA, 548 nt
Organism: Hymenoscyphus albidus
Lineage: Eukaryota; Fungi; Ascomycota; Leotiomycetes; Helotiales; Helotiaceae
Source: the annotation of a GenBank genome assembly